This is a messenger RNA of Brassica oleracea var. oleracea, 927 nucleotides long. Its product is annotated as glutathione S-transferase T3-like. The transcript has 2 exons. NCBI's taxonomy places the organism in Eukaryota, Viridiplantae, Streptophyta, Magnoliopsida, Brassicales, Brassicaceae. The coding region runs from base 1 to 927 and encodes 308 amino acids. The record is from RefSeq and is a predicted model, not a curated record.
AUGAAUCCAGGUAGCCAGUACCCUGGUUAUGUAGAUUACCUUCAUAGCGUUUCAGGAAAUAAUGCUCAGGGAAACUUUCCUUAUGAAAGUUUUCCUUAUAGUCUCAACCUUGGAGCCUCUCAAAUUCCCCAUUUCAGUUCACAACAGACUGAAGCUCCAUCCCAGCCUGAUAACCCACCAGUGGAGACACCAGUGGAGCGGAUGGUGAGAAAGAAAUGGAAUCUUGUUGAUGACGAGGUCCUGAUCAGUGCCUGGCUAAUCACAUCAAAAGAUGCUGUUGUCGGCACUGAACAGAAGUUACGGAAUUUCUGGAAACGCGUAGGACAUUACUUUUCAGCAGCUCAUCAUGAGAAGAGAGAUGGAGAGCAUUGUAAGCAGAGAUGGCAUAAAAUCAAUGGGGAUACAAACAAGUAUUGUGCAGCAUACGCAGCUGCGGAGAGGCUUCAAAGUAGCGGUCAGAAUGACAACGACUUAGUGAAGAAAGCUCAUGAGAUCUACUUUGCGGAUCACGGCUCCAAGUUCACCUUGGACCAUGCAUGGUGUCUUCUGAGAUACGAACAGAAGUGGCUGAGCCUGAACACUCCAAAGUCUGGCGGUGAGAAGAGAAAGACUGGUGAGGUUGGUUCCCAAGCAUCAAGCAGUAACGUUGGUGAGGAAGAGCCCCGUCCUGAAGGUAUCAAAGCUGCGAAAGCAAGAAGGAAUUCUAGGAAGGGGAUGGCUGUCGAGGACUUUAAGAGCGUCCAUGAGCUCAAGAUGGAGGAUUUGAAUUUUAUAACAAUUGUCCUCUCGUACAAGAACCAGAAGAUAGACAACGCCGUAAUGUUCAUGAGAGACACCGGGAAGAAGGCCACACCUUGCUUUGGAAUGAUUAUUUUGCCGACAAUCCAACUUACUCUCCCGCUCUUUUCCGCCGACGGUUUCGAAUGA